Messenger RNA from Callorhinchus milii (elephant shark), 1285 nucleotides. RefSeq lists its product as uncharacterized. Bases 223 to 735 code for a protein of 170 amino acids. The record is from RefSeq and is a predicted model, not a curated record. The transcript is spliced from 6 exons. Lineage: Eukaryota; Metazoa; Chordata; Chondrichthyes; Chimaeriformes; Callorhinchidae.
UGGUGGAGGUGAUAAAUGGAGAAGCAACAACACUCUGACCAGCAAGGAUCUGCCAGUUAUCUCCAGGUGCAUUGGCUGGCAUGUUCAGGGCAUCGCUUCUGACCAGCAGCAUGUUUUUGUUUGCACUUUUGGUCUGUAUGGAUUUUUCCCAGAGAUUGAAGUUUGAGGUCUUUACCAUAUCCACAGAGUCGUGGGGAUAAACUAAGAGGAAGAAGUUGGCGAAUGGCAAGAGGAGGCAGAGGUGAUUUUGGAGCACUGAAGGACCAUAGUCUGCCUGUUAGAUGUGGGCCACCGGGAAGAGGAGGACCACUUGGUAGAGAUGGGCAAGGACAAGCAGCUGCUAAUGGAUAUGGACCUGUAAGAAGUGGCAUCGGAAAUGCUAGAAUACAUCCAUAUCCAGAUCACCGUGGUCCAAGAGGGGGUAGAGAUGGUCCACCAGGCCAUGGGCCACUAAUAAGAGGAGAGAUAGAGUGUCAUUUUAGUGGGCGAGAAGAUUUUCCCUUCCCUCCUCCACCAAGAUUCAGGGGUGGUCCACCGCUACCACCACCACCUCCUCCCCCAGGAACAAUGGGUUUCAGAGGAAGACACCCCUUUCCUCGGAGCAGAGGCAUGCGAUCGGGCCCAAGAGGGGAUUUCCGAUCCCCAAGAGGCUUUCCCAAUGGACCUGGUGUGCCACCGCCACCACCUGUACGGGGCCAGAGAUGGCCUGGACCCCCAGGUGGCAGACGCUUUUAAGCCACUUACUGUUAAAUUGUAUAGUGGGGCACACACAAAAUGUUUGAGAUGGCCGGACUAGAAACACAAAAAAGUAAAGCUGGCAAAGAAACUUAGUUGAGACUUGUCAACAAUAUUUGCAGCAGCCCUCAUGCACCAGGUGGCAUAAGCCAUACAAAUCUAUAUUUCUGUGACUCCUUGGACUUUUGAAGAGUUGUUUUACAUAAAACUGUAUGAACUCCUUUUGGUGUCUCGUGCACCCACAAAUCUUCAACGAUUAAAUAGCCAGUUUUAUGUCUAGAUGUGACUGUCAAGGUCAAGCAUUUAUCUUUGUAAAGAAGCAUUCAGUAUACUUUUAUGAAGUUCGAAAAUACUUUUUGUGCAGCUAUUUUAAUUUAGGUAGCUGUGAUUGUUUUAGUCAUUGUUUUGUCGUGAGAAAUAUUGCCUGUGCCUCCUUAUUUUAUAAGAGUGAAGUGUUUUUUUUUAAAAUUUGGAAAUACUGACUCGAGAAGUAACAAUGUAAAGUGAAAGUAGUUAAUGAAUUGAUGACUCCAUAUGUGGAAACAAAAUC